Brassica napus (rape) is the source of this 712-nucleotide messenger RNA. RefSeq names its product protein GOLVEN 6-like. Lineage: Eukaryota; Viridiplantae; Streptophyta; Magnoliopsida; Brassicales; Brassicaceae. The record is from RefSeq and is a predicted model, not a curated record. The transcript is spliced from 4 exons. Bases 163 to 537 code for a protein of 124 amino acids.
CACAUAAACACAUUAAUAUAUUAUACUAUAUAACAUAGUGGUAUGUAGAUAGACAUACAUAUGUGUAAGUUCAUUUUCUUUGAUAUAAAAGAAGAGGAGAAGAACAAAAAAGAAAAAUAGCACAAACAAAAAACUUCUCAUAGCUAAAAUCACUUGAAGACAAUGAAGCUAAUUAGAGUCACCUUCUUGUUUUGUGCAUUGGCCUUUUUAUUCCUUAUAACUCCAACAUGUUCUCUACAACUCCAUGCUCGCUUCUCAUCUCCUAGCCAAGGUGUAAGCGAAAAGAUUGUUAUUGGAAUGGCGCCACCACGGAAACUUAUGAUCAUCUCCAGUGAACAUGAAAAUGUGAUGAAGUCAGGGGCUCAGGAAAGUUCAAGCGAACAACCUCGAGUCACUUCUUCUUCUGGAAAAUCUAAGAAUGAAGAGAAGAGAUUAGGUGAAGAAGAAGAGGAGAAAGCUCUAUCGAAAUAUCUAUCGAUGGAUUAUCCAAGGUUUAGAAGAAGGCGGCCAGUUCACAACAAGUCUCUACGUCCAUGAUUUUUUUUAGUUCAAUACAACUAUUAAUUUAAGCAGAUUAAUCAAUUAAUUAAGAUAAGUUAGGAUGGCUAAGUGGUUGGUAUAAGAAGUUUUGGCGAUAUUAUUGUAAUUAACGGAAUGUGUUCGUGUUAAUUCUUUUUAUAUUAUGGUAAUGGCCGACAAGAAUUAAGCAAAA